Messenger RNA from Marmota monax (woodchuck), 3138 nucleotides. RefSeq names its product G protein-coupled receptor 84 (gene Gpr84). Gene Ontology annotation, cellular component: membrane. The record is from RefSeq and is a predicted model, not a curated record. Gene Ontology annotation, biological process: neuropeptide signaling pathway. Lineage: Eukaryota; Metazoa; Chordata; Mammalia; Rodentia; Sciuridae. Gene Ontology annotation, molecular function: urotensin II receptor activity. Bases 117 to 1301 code for a protein of 394 amino acids. The transcript has 2 exons.
AUAGGAGACAGGAGAACAAGCUGCCUCCUACUUGAAACCUGACUUUGCACUGCUUUGGGGGUGAGUUGGACUUCUUCCCUUGGAGAGAGAAUCAAAGACUGGGAGACUCAGCCUCCAUGAUGAGGAACACCUCUGAGGCCAACUUCUCCUGCUACCAUCAGUCUGUGCUGGGCUAUCAUUACUUUGCAGUUACCUGGGGGGUGGUGGUGGCUGUGACCGGCACUGUGGGCAAUGUGCUCACCCUGCUGGCCUUGGCCAUCCAGCCCAAGCUCCGGACCCGCUUCAACCUGCUCAUCGCCAACCUCACCCUGGCGGACCUGCUCUACUGCACCCUCCUCCAGCCCUUCUCCGUGGACACCUACCUCCACCUGCGGUGGCGCACUGGCGCUACCUUCUGUAGGAUAUUUGGACUCCUCCUUUUUGUUUCCAACUCUGUCUCCAUCCUCACCCUCUGCCUCAUUGCACUGGGACGCUACCUCCUGAUUGCCCACCCGAAGUUCUUUCCCCAGGUUUUCAGCACCAAGGGGGUAGCGCUAGCACUGGUGGGCACCUGGGUUGUGGGUGUGGCCAGCUUUGCGCCCCUCUGGCCCGUUUACGUCUUGGUACCUGUGGUCUGUACCUGCAGCUUUGACCGCAUCAGAGGCCGGCCUUACACCACCAUCCUCAUGGGCAUCUACUUUGUGCUGGGGCUUAGCAGCGUGGGCAUCUUCUAUUGCCUUGUCCACCGCCAGGUGAGGCGAGCAGCCCAAGCGCUCACCCAGUAUAAGCUGAGCAUCCGCAGCACCCACGUGGCGGGGACCAGUGAGGUCAUUCCUGGUCGCUUCCAGGAGCUGGACAGUGGGCUGGCAUCCAGAGGGCUCAGUGAAGGGAUCUCAUCUGAGCCAGUCAGUGCUGCCACUACCCACACCCUGGACGAGGGCUCAUCAGAAGUGGGGGACCAGGACAACAGCAAGGUAGCUAAGCAGUUGGCAGAGAAAAACCCUCCAGAAGCUUCUUCCAAGGCCGGGCCAACUAAAGGAGCCCCAAGAGCUCAGGACUCUCCUUCAGAGUUUGGGAAGGUGACCCGGAUGUGUUUUGCCGUGUUCCUCUGCUUUGCCCUGAGCUACAUCCCCUUCUUGCUGCUCAACAUCCUAGACGCCAGGGUCCAGGCCCCCCGGGUGGUCCACAUGCUGGCAGCUAACCUCACUUGGCUCAAUGGCUGCAUCAACCCAGUGCUCUAUGCAGCCAUGAACCGCCAGUUCCGCCAAGCCUAUGGCACCCUCUUAAGACGAGGGCCCCAGAGUUUCCGUCGGUUCCAUUAGAAACAUGUCCCCAGCAACCAGAAUCCCAAAUGGUCUCUGGAGCCAGAGUGGCCAGCUGGCAUGAGAACAAGUGACGGUCAGACCUGUGGGCAUUUUUACAGUCUGUCCCCCAAACCACGGUUCUCCAUCCCUUGAUGAAUGAUUCAGCCCCAGGCUGCCCAAGGAGCACUAUUAAUUAUUAACAGGUGAAUUGCAUGUUUUGUUUUGUUUGUGGCGCUGGGGAUCGAACCCAGGGCCUUGUGCAUGCAAGGCAAGCACUCUACCAACUGAGCUGUAUCCCCAGCCCCGAACCCUUUUUACUUUUUAUCUUGAGACAGGGUCUUGCUAAGUUGCAGAAGCUAGCCCCAGACUUGGGAUCUUCCUGCCUCAGUCUCCCAUAUUGCUGGGAUGACAGGUGUGUGCCACCGUGCUCGGCUAAAUGACAUGCUUUUAAUGUUUGGUUGUACUCUCUGAGCAAGAAGGAGCUGGAACCUAAUAAGUGAGAAUGUGGGGACCUAUGUCAGAAUAAGGAUAAAGAGCACCUGGCCAGGGACAGAGCCUUCAGCUGAGGGGUGUCCCACUCAUAGAACACAGUGAGGUAGUUUAGAAGAAUGAGCUUGGCAGUGGGUUCCAUCCUCAGCACCACAUAAAAAUAAAUAGACAAAAUAAGGUUAAAAAAAGAAAGGAUUAGCUUGCCUUUUUUGCUCAACUUCCCAGAAAUGAUCUCUGCCCCUAACAACUGCUGCCAGCAUCCCCCAUCUCCACAAACAGGUUUAUUCCACUCAAAAAAGUUUGGUGAUCCAGCUUGGACACCCACUCCAGUGAACCCAGCUGCCCGCCCUGCCCGGUGCAAAGGGAAGAGUCACUGAUGAAGAGCCCUGGCUCUGGGAAAUGGAACUGAGCUUUGCCGAGGCAAAAACACGCUUCAGCCCCCCUAGUAGGGUCUCACUCUUUGUAGCUAAUUCAUCCUGUUGCAGGCCAUUUAAAUACCCCAUUAUCCUGGCUUCUGAAACAGGGCAGAAACCAAGAGGGCUCUGGGGCCAGAAUAGCGGGGAGACCAUACCAGCCCUUUCCUCCAGCCCGACCUACACAUCCAGUCGCGGUGGGCAUGUGCGUGAGAACACUUGCGGCCACCAGGUGACGCUGGUUCUCUGUGUUUUCCUUUCUGGCUUUCUGCUUAAGGACAGGAAAAAAAAAAAAAUACCAGCAGAACAGCAAGUCCAGUCCAGGGGUCAGAGACCCAGGGAUCUGCACCUGCCCUUUCUCCAAAAAAAACUUAGGAAGAAAAGAAAAUAAUUGAGACCUUUUAAUUUUUCAUGAGGUAUUCAUUAUCUCUGGUGGGCAGCGUGGGAGAGCAGGGUGAGCACUGUGGUGGCACUGGGGGUGGCAUAUGAGGUCAGGCUGGCACGAAUGCGGAGGCUGAGAGUUGUCCCCUUCCUACCCACAAACCCGCGUGGGUUGAGAGCACAAGGGAAGUCUGGAGAGAUUCAGGCAAGGACACAAAGAACCAGAGUCCAGGUGGACAGAUGGAAACCCUCACAUGCCACACACCUCCAGGGCCCAGGAAUCCUGUUCCUAAACUGGAACCUGCAUUUUGUGGUGUCCUCCUUCCACAGAGAUCAUCAGCAGUCAGGUUGAAGCUACUGAGGCAGGGGAACUGCAGGACCAAUGAAGAACAUCAGCUUGGGAGUGCAGAGAGGAGGGUUCCAGUCAAGGCUCGCUGGGAAUCAGCUCCAUGAACUUGAACAGAUCUCUGGACCACUCUGGGCCUUAGGUUUUAUGAUCUGCACAAGGGGGAGGGGACUCUUCCAUGAACCUACUGCAGUUCUAAAUCCUGCAAAUAAAUUGUUUUACGUAA